UCUAAAGGCCCGUGAUUGGUUGGCGAGCCGUGACGUCACCUACUUGACUGUCAACGUCGCAGACAUGGCGGAAGUGAAAGUGUUUCCUCUGUGCUGUGUGGUGCAGAACUACGCCUGGGGUAAAGUGGGCCAGGACAGUGAGGUGGCCCGGCUCGUGCUCGGUGGAGACCCUCAGGCUCUCAUCCAGGAGACCAAACACUACGCAGAGCUUUGGAUGGGUGCUCAUCCCAAAGGCGACGCUCUCAUCAAAGACAACAGGAUAUCCCAGAGGACACUGGGACAGUGGAUUGCAGAUUUCCCAGGCUGCCUGGGGUCAAAGGUCAAGGACACAUUCCACGGGCAGCUCCCUUUCCUUUUCAAAGUGCUGUCCGUCAACACGGCUCUGUCCAUCCAGGCGCAUCCCAACAGGGAGUUGGCUGCCAGACUCCAUGCGCAGUUUCCUGAACAUUACCCAGACAACAACCACAAACCGGAGAUGGCCAUCGCACUCACUCGCUUCGAAGGGCUCUGCGGCUUUCGGCCGAUGGAGGAGAUCUUGGGCUUCCUCAAAAAUGUCCCAGAGUUCCGUGCGCUGAUCGGGACUGAAGCCGCCGAGGAGCUCCAGAGCGCUGUGGGAGACUCGGGCCGAACGUCUCUCGCGCUGAAGAAAUGUUUCACCAGAAUGAUGAACUGUGAGAAGAAGCUGUUUGUGGAUCAGCUCAACAUGUUGGUCAAGCGAAUCUCAGAGGAAGAGGCUGCAGGCAAAGACACGUCCAGGAGUAACGGAGAGCUGCUGCUCCGACUGCAUUCCCAGUAUCCCGGGGACAUCGGAUGCUUUUCCAUUUACUUCCUGAACCGGAUGGUGCUGCAGCCGGGGGAAGCCAUGUUUCUGGGAGCAAACGAGCCUCAUGCCUAUCUGUCUGGAGACUGUGUGGAGUGUAUGGCGUGCUCUGAUAACACCGUACGUGCCGGACUGACUCCCAAAUACAUAGACGUGGACACAUUGUGUGAGAUGUUGAAUUACAGCCCGGCUCCGGUCAGUGCCAAAAUCUUCCCGUGCGUGCGGGACAACAGCGACCCCUGCGUCUACCUCUACGACCCUCCUGUGCCAGACUUCAGCGUCAUGAGAAUACAGAUCCCUGCCUCAGAGCAUCAGUACACUGUGAGCGCGCUGGAUUCUGCCGGGAUCCUGUUGGUAAUCGACGGAGACGCCGUCGCCACGUCUGCUGCCGCCCUCUCUGACAUCACUCUGAAACGAGGCUCCGUGCUCUUCAUUUCAGCCAAUGAGAGCGUCUCGUUACAGGUGACGUCAUCGACGGGCAUGACCAUGUUCAGAGCCUGCUGCUUACUGUAGGACACUUCAUAAACAGCGUCCAUGUCUUCUGUCCUAAUAUAAACCCCCGCUGAAACAGUUCAAGAAGAAACCAUGUUUCUGUCUUCAUCACGAACUUGCAUGACCCCUCUUUAGCCAGAAAUUAUGAUGACAUUUAAGUGUUAAAAUUGCUAUGCUCAACCAAAAAAAAACAA
This is a messenger RNA of Rhinichthys klamathensis goyatoka, 1506 nucleotides long. It is a transcript of the gene mpi, whose product is annotated as mannose phosphate isomerase. NCBI's taxonomy places the organism in Eukaryota, Metazoa, Chordata, Actinopteri, Cypriniformes, Leuciscidae. Gene Ontology annotation, molecular function: mannose-6-phosphate isomerase activity; zinc ion binding. The record is from RefSeq and is a predicted model, not a curated record. Gene Ontology annotation, biological process: GDP-mannose biosynthetic process; carbohydrate metabolic process. Gene Ontology annotation, cellular component: cytosol. The transcript has 8 exons. Bases 65 to 1333 code for a protein of 422 amino acids.